Molecule: messenger RNA, 2709 nt
Organism: Paramecium tetraurelia
Lineage: Eukaryota; Ciliophora; Oligohymenophorea; Peniculida; Parameciidae
Exons: 6
Source: RefSeq, a predicted model, not a curated record
AUGUACUCUUGCGACAUACUACCAUUGCCAGGAUAACAGUUUCGUUAUGCAAAGAAUCUGAAUCUUCUUCGUUUGGAUAAUUAUUCCAAGUAUGACAGUAAUGGACACAACUUCAGUUAGGAUCAACAAAGUUCUACCAGAAUCAGGAAACCGACCAGCAAAUUGAAGUUGUUGAGUGUAUGCAAUUUGGUUGUCAUAGUAGUUGCAUACUUUAAAGAAGGACGAAGGCAAAAAUUUCUAUCAUCACACUUCCAUCUACAAUUUAAAGGAAUACAACAAUUUAACUAAGUCUCCUGUAUUUUUGUAAGCACUCCAAAAUAUAUCUGUAGUUUGAGUGGUAACACUCAGAAAUUGAAUGAAAUGCAGGCUAAGGUGCUCCUGACUGAUUUUCAGAGGAAGGUAACCGCUUACUUGAAGAAGGUGCCUAAUUCCAAUAAUAAUAAAUAAUAUUAUUCUGAUAUAAAACUACCAGGAUAUUCAAAAGAUUAUGAGACGUAGCAGAUUAUACUACAUACUCAGUAAGAAGAAUUGCUAAAUCGAUCAUUAUGUCUGAAUAAAUACAAUUACAGACCAGAAUUCUCUGAUGUCGGACUUGAAGUCAGGUUGAUGAACAACACCAAAUCUUUCAGUAAACAAGUCAUUCCUAAUGAAAGAAUACAGAAUCGCUUACUCAAGUUUAUGGAAAAGUACCUAAACGAUGAACACAUCGAUUAUGACUUAAAAAUGUAGAUGAUGACUAAGCAAUACCGUGAAAUUGUUAAGAAGAUCAAAACCUAGGCUUUCAAAGUCAAAGUUCCUGAUCACUAUUAGAUCUAGAUGAGUGAUUUCAAUGAUUACUAUCAAGUCAAUGAGAGAAAGUAAAGAGAAUAUCUAGAAUAAUAAUUUGACUCUUUAGCCGAUCAGAUUAUUUAAUCUAUACAGCAGAGCUAAGACUCUAUGUCUUCUUAUAGAGAAUCUUAAUCGGACAUCUACGAAUUAGAACAUCCACAGGCUACUCCAAAUAAUCACAAGUAAGAAAUAUAGUAAGAGGAACUAAAUGAAAUUGAUGAAGAUGAUGAUACAGUGAAUGACAUGAAGAAAUCCAAAAAGACUGGAAAACAAAAGGAUCCUAAAAAACUAACCAAGAAGCAAUCUAUCAAAGUAUAACGACCCUCAACUCUAUAAAGAUAAGAGUCGGAUGUUAUUUAACAAUUAAGUGAAUUGAACAAUCAAAAUCUAUAAAGAGAAUAACGAUAACCUACUGUUUAGUAGAUUGAACCAAUUCAAGAGGAGGAAUUAAAACAGACAAUCCAAGAACUCACAGAAGAACUAUAGAAACCACACAAAAAACAUUUGACCAAAGCUCAAAGGGAAGAAUAGAAAAAGAGAAAGAAGGAGAUUCAGAGAUUGCAUGAAGAUAUUGAAAGAAUCAAAAAAGAAAAGGGAGGAGAUUUUGAAUAUGAGAAGAGUGAUUCUGAUAGUGAAGAUAGGUUUAGAAGGUAGAAAUUGUACAAUUAAUUUGAUGAUAUGUUUAAGCCAAGACAACUCUCUAGAAGAUAAUCACAUCAACAUGACUAAAGUGAAGGAGAAGAUCUAGAUUAUGCUAGUGAACAAGAAGUUGAAGAUAGAAACAAAAUUCAAAGGGUUGAGUAAAUCAUACAAUAAAAACGAGAUCCUAAUUAUUAAUAUAAUCCUUAAGAAUUUUGGUAACAAGAAGUUAAAAUCAACGUAAAGAAACCUUAAUUUCCUAAUGUUGUGUCUUAAUAAAGACAAUAAGAGUAAUUCUUAUAAUUUUAAAGAGAAAAACUUGAAUAAUAAAUGCAAAUGAUUAAUUAGAAAUACACACAGUAACCAAACGACACAUCUUAACAAUAACCUAAUAAUCUUUAAUAGUAAAUACCUACCUAAUAACAACAGUAAUAAUAAUCAUAUUAAUUUUAAUAAUAGAUUAAAAAUAAUUAAUAAUAAAUUCACCCUUCUAACAAAAAUAAUCCCUAAUAAUAAUCUACUCCUAUUCCCCAAUAGGAUGAAAGAUAGAAAUAACACCCAAACUAUAGUGUUUAAAAAUCCUUUAAAACUCCUCAGUCGAUGCCUUCUCAAUAAAAUAAUUAGGAUUCAUUACCCGGAAUAUAAGAUCACUCAUUUGAUACUAAACAAAAUUCUUAACCCAUCCUUCCAUUUUAAGCUUAGGAAGUGCAGAAUGGCGUAGCAUAAAUUAAAAAUCAAACUCAAAAUAAAAAUAAAAACCAAUAAUAAUAAUAAUUUGAAUAAAGUGACUAAAAGCAAAAGCAAAAACAAUAGGGUUCAAGCGCUAAUAAAAAAUAGGAACAACCCACCUCAGAUAAUAAGGGUAGGCAAAUUCCAUCAAUGAAAAAACUUGAUUAAGAAGAUGCAUAGAUAUCUAAAGAAAUAGAAGAAUAAUUACGAUAAGUUUAAUACACUUUGAAUAGGGUUAAAAUGGGUAUGUAUGAGAAAAUGAUGGCAGCUCAAUCAGUUUAUGAUGUGGAUAUUCAUGAAUACAAAUUGAUAGAUUUUCCUUUAAAUCAAACAGUAUUUCCUAAACUCAAUGGAGAGGAUGAAAAGUUAAUCUUUCAAUAAUUAUUCGCUUGGUAGAAAGAGAUCUAUAAAACAAUUCCAAUUUUGCAUCAAGUGAAUAGAAAUUUAUAAAUUCCUGAUGAAAAUGAGGGAGCAGCUUCAUAAUUAGUUAGUAGUGAUGAUGAUAACAACUGA